Molecule: messenger RNA, 1013 nt
Organism: Onthophagus taurus
Lineage: Eukaryota; Metazoa; Arthropoda; Insecta; Coleoptera; Scarabaeidae
Source: RefSeq, a predicted model, not a curated record
AACCUAAAAAAAUUUCUUAAUCUAAAAUAAAACGUAAACACCACAGUUAUUGUUUCCUGGGAUGUUUAUAAAAAGAUAAAGAUAUUAUAAAAAAAUAUUAUCUUAUCAUCGAUACAAAAAAUUUUAAAUUAAAAAAAAAUUUAAUACCAACUUAAAUUUGGUAAAAAAAUAAUUUCUAAUUAACCUCAAAAAAUUUCUUAAUCUAAAAUAAAACGUAAAUGAAUCAAAAAUGUACGGAAUAAUAGUGAUAAGAGAAUACAAAACGAGUGAUAUAUCAAAUAUAAACCAAGUAAUUCGAAACGCCUAUUUAUCAAGCGCUUUUAACGCUUGGUUAACAUUUCUCGGGAAAGAGAUAACAUUCCAAAUGAUUGUACUCGGCGCAGCCGUAAUGUUCAUCUUUAUGGGAGUCCCAUUUCAAUAUUGCAUCAUUUCAAUUCCAGUCGUAAUGUUCGUUAUGUUCAUUUUCGUUUACUUGGCAUUUUUAAUGAAAGCAAUGGAAUUAUCACACGGAAAACGUUUCAAUCAAUGUUGGGUUGCUGAAUCGUUGGACCCCAUUUUAGAGUUAAAUCCGCCGAAAAAUAAAUUGUAUAGGAUUAUUCCAGAAUAUAAAUUAGGCGAUGAAGGGAUUGAUCUUUCUAGAUUUCGUAAAACAAUCGUUGGGACCGUUUCGAUAACGAAAUUCUCGCACGAUGAAAACGCAGCUUGGUUGUUUCGUUUAGCGGUUAUUAAUGGGUUUAGAAGAAAAGGAGUGGGACAAAAUUUAGUUCAAACGGCUGAAAAAUGGUGUUCUGAUAAUCGAUUUCAUACGAUUAUGUGUAGUAUGUCUGAGUGUCAAGAAAACGCGAGAAAAUUGUUUAUGAAUAAUAGAUAUUUGUUGAAGCAUAUGUAUCAUAAACAAAUUAUUGGGAGUGCUUUAACUUUGCUUAUGUAUCAAUUAGAAUCUCCUUUAAUCACUACAUUUAGUUGAUGAAAUCUAUAUUUAAGUAUUUCCAAAAUAAAUUUUUACAUUCCAA